GAGAGAGAGCGGCAGCCUGUUAGAGCGGAUCAGCCCUGCACGAGGAGGUGGGAGGGUCACUCCACUCAGCCUCCUGCUCCGCUGCCUCCUCCAGACGCCCACCGUGGUCCACGCGAGUCCACAGGCUGCGCGUCGCGUCGCGUCGCGGCAACGUGUAACCGAGACCCAUCGGCAGCUCUGCGUCCACGCGCAUUCACCGAGCGAGACGCGGGACGCGGGACGCUCCCGACAGAUGCCGGCGACAGCACCGCUUCGGCGCUACUCAGGAGUCCGCUCUCAUGUCAAGAAUGAUGUGAAGACCACUUAAGGAGGACAGGACCACACUCCAGCUCAUCUGUUCAGCCUAAUCUUGCUCCUCGCUGACACACAACACUAGGCGUUUUGUCUGAGCUGGGCUUUUUUGCAGACCUGUGGGAAUGGGAACGUGCUCGGAUAAAAAAUGGACUCACUGCAGCCUCGCUGAACGUCACAGGUCUCUAAAGGUCAUGUCAUGGCCCGUGGCACUGUGGCUAUUGACUCUAAUCUCAGUGAAUGAAAAGAUGGCCGCCGGACAGACUCUGAACGCCUUCCUAUCAGAGAAGAGGGAGUGGUCCCUCAACCACCUGACGGUGCAUCAGUCCACGGGGGCGCUCUACAUCGGAGCUGUCAACCGCAUCUACAAACUGUCGGCCAAUCUCACUCUCCUGGUGUCUCACGACACGGGACCGGAGUACGACAACAAAGCGUGCUAUCCCCCGCUGAUCGUCCAGCCCUGCUCCGAGGCCCUGGCCUCCACCGACAACGUCAACAAACUGUUGCUCGUCGACUACUCCAACAACCGGCUGCUGGCCUGCGGCAGCCUCUACCAGGGCGUGUGCAAGCUCAUGAGGCUGGACGACCUCUUCAUCCUGGUGGAGCCCACACAUAAGAAGGAGCACUACCUGUCCAGCGACAACCAGACGGGGACCAUGUUUGGGGUUGUGGUGCCGUCGCAGGGUCAGGAUGCCACUCUGUACAUCGGCACAGCCGUGGGCGGAAAGCAAGACUACUUCCCCACCAUCUCCAGCCGGAAGCUGCCGCGUGACCCGGAAUCCUCGGCCAUGCUGGACUACGAGCUGCACACGGACUUUGUCUCCUCCCUGAUCAAAAUCCCCUCCGACACCCUGGCUCUCGUCCCACACUUCGACAUCUACUACAUCUACGGCUUUGCUAGUGGCGGCUUUGUCUACUUCAUGACGGUGCAGCCAGAGACCCCAGAGAACGGGAUGCCGGCGGGGAGCUCCCCCGGGGACCUGUUCUACACCUCGCGCAUCAUCCGCCUCUGCAAAGGCGACAAGAAGUUCCACUCCUACGUGUCGCUUCCUGUGGGAUGCGUGCACAGGGGCGAGGAGUACCGCCUGCUGCAGGCCGCCUACCUGUCCAAGGCCGGAAGGGUUCUGGCCAAGUCGCUCAACAUCAGCGCGCAGGAGGAUGUCCUCUUCGCAGUGUUUUCCAAGGGACAGAAGCAGUACCGUGACCCUUCAGAUCACUCCGCCCUCUGCGUCUUCACCAUCCAGGACAUCAACACGCGCAUCAAGGAGCGGCUGCAGUCCUGCUACCAGGGAGAGGGGAACCUGGAGCUGCACUGGCUGCUGGGGAAGGACGUGCAGUGCACUAAGGCGCCCGUGCCCAUUGAUGAUCACUUCUGUGGCCUGGAUAUAAACCAGCCCCUGGGGGGUUCUCAGCUGGCGUCGGGUCGGACAGUUUUCAUCGAGAGCAGGGACAGGCUGACCUCUGUGACCUCCUACAUAUACAAUGGACACAGUGUGGUCUUCCUUGGCACCCGAAGUGGGCGACUGAAGAAGAUCAGAGUGGACGGCCCUUUGGAGGGAGGGGUGUUGUACGAGACAGUGACUGUGAUGAAGGACAGCAGCCCCAUCCUCCGGGACAUGGCCUUCUCCCUGGACAGAAACUCUCUCUAUGUCAUGUCUGACAGACAGGUGGCACAGGUCCCUGUGGAGGCCUGUGAGCAGUACGGCACAUGUGCGGAGUGUCUGAGCUCCGGUGACCCCCACUGUGGCUGGUGCGUCCUCUAUAAUAUGUGCUCAAGGAGAGACCGGUGUCACAGGGCGGAGGAGAUGUUCCGAUUCGCCACUGACAUUGACCAGUGUGUGAAGGUUAUCGCUCACCCUGACAGCAUUGCUGUAUCAGCACACAGCGUCCCUCUUCUGCUGGAGGUGAAUAACGUUCCAGACCUCUCUGCUGGAAUCACCUGCUCGUUUGGCCAGCAGGCCCAGAUGGAGGGUCACGUUAAAGGGAACAGGGUCAUGUGCCUCUCCCCAGCCGGGAAGGAGGUCCCUCAAAUACCAGAGGGACAAGACUGGGCGGGCGUAGAGCUUCGUCUCAACUCAAAGGAGACCGGUCAAAUGGUCGCCAGCACGGAGGUGAAGUUCUACAACUGCAGCACACAUCGAACGUGUCUUUCCUGUGUGAACAGCACUUUUCUCUGCCACUGGUGUAAAUACCGCAACCUGUGCACCCAUGACCCGAGCAGCUGUUCUUUCCUGGAGGGCAGAGUCAACGCCUCAGAGGACUGCCCUCAGCUCCUUCACUCGGGGGAAAUUCUCAUUCCAGCCGGCGAGGUCCGACCCAUCACCCUGAAGGCCCGGAACCUUCCCCAGCCGCAGUCGGGCCAGCGCGGCUACGAGUGCGUGGUGCACGUGCAGGGUGUCAGCCACCGUGUCACGGCUCUGCGCUUCAACAGCACCAGCGUGCAGUGCCAGAACAGCUCGUACAUGUACGAGGGUGUGAAGAUCAGUGACCUGGCUGUGGACCUCUCCAUCGUAUGGAACGGCAAUUUUAUCAUUGACAAUCCAGAGAAGAUUAAAGUGCACCUCUACAAGUGCAGUGCCCAGCGGGACAGCUGUGGCAUGUGUCUGCGAGCCGAGAGGAAGUUCCAGUGCGGCUGGUGCAGCGGUGAGGGCAAAUGCACCAUGAGGCAGCACUGUCCUCCCAUCUCUCCCUACGCAAGCCGCUGGCUGGACCUUUCUGCCAAGCAUGUCAAGUGCACCAACCCACGCAUUACUGAGGUCAGUCCAGUGGCGGGGCCUCUGGAGGGGGGCACACUGGUCACCAUCCAGGGCUUGAACCUGGGUCUGUCCUUCUCUGAGCUAAAGGGUAACGUGGAGGUGGCAGGAGUACAGUGCACCGCAAAGGAGGAGGGCUACAUCACUGCAGAGCAGAUUGUUUGCAUGAUGGCUUCAGCCCCUAAGGGAAGCGCUCCAGGUCCAGUUAAACUCUGCGUUGGCGAAUGCAGACCAGAACUGCGUGCACAGUCCUCCCAGCUCUACUCCUUUGUGGUCCCUUCGAUGCUGGCACUGACACCUGGAAGAGGACCUGAAUCUGGGGGCACAAAGGUCACCAUCGUCGGCGAGAAUCUGGGUGCAGGCAGCACUGUUAACGUGUACUUUGGUAACCAGACCUGUGAGCUGUACAGGAGGACCAUGUCAGAGAUUGUGUGCUUCUCUGCGCCAUCUGUGACGGGAGCAGGAACAGUGCAGGUCAGUCUGAGAGUCGAUCGGGCCCAAGUUCCUGGGAGUUUGGCCUUCGAAUAUAUUGAAGACCCCACAGUCCAACGCAUCGAACCACUAUGGAGUAUCACCAGUGGACACACCACGCUGACAGUGACUGGGACCAACCUGGAUGUUGUUCAGGAGCCGCGGGUCAGAGUUAAAUAUGCCGGCCAGGAAUCUGUCAAUGUGUGCAAAGUAAUGAACACAACCACCAUCAGCUGCUUCGCCCCCUCUCUGAAGGCGGAUUACACCGCAGAGCAGGAGACGAUUAAACAUGUGGAUGAGUUCGGCUUCGUCUUCAACAACGUCCAAGCGUUGCUCACGUACAACAACACGAGUUUCGUCUACUACCCCAACCCUUACCUGGAGCCACUCAGCCUAUCGGGUGUCCUGGAACAAAAACCUGGAGCUCCCAUCAUACUCAAAGGACGCAACCUGGUGCCAUCUGCAUCUGGUGGAGCCAGACUUAAUUACACAGUGCUGAUUGGAGAUACACCCUGUUCUCUUACUGUGUCUGAUACUCAGUUACUCUGUGAACCACCAAACCUCACCGGGCAGCACAAAGUCCGGGUUCAGGUAGGAGGCCUUCACAUCUCUCCAGGAGAAGUUCACAUCCGGUCCGACAGCCUGCUCACCCUCCCUGCCAUCUUCAGCAUCACAGCUGGAGGAGGGCUGCUCCUCAUCAUUGUCAUCAUAGUCCUACUGGCCUACCGACGAAAGUCACACGAGAACGACCUGACUCUGAAACGUUUGCAGAUGCAGAUGGACAAUCUAGAGUCCCGAGUGGCACUGGAGUGCAAAGAGGCCUUUGCAGAGCUGCAGACAGACAUUAAUGAGUUGACCAGCGACCUGGACAGAGCUGGCAUUCCCUACCUGGACUAUCGCACUUAUGCAAUGAGGGUUCUCUUCCCUGGCAUCGACGAUCACCCUGUGCUAAGAGAGCUAGAGGUUCCGGGGAGCGGACAGGCCAACGUGGAGAAAGCCUUGAAGCAGUUUGCUCAGCUGGUGAAUAACAAAGUCUUCCUGCUGACAUUCAUCCGCACACUGGAGCUGCAGCGCUCCUUCUCCAUGCGUGACCGCGGCUAUGUGGCUUCGCUCAUCAUGACUGCACUGCAGGGACGGCUCGAGUACGCCACAGACAUCCUCAAACACCUGCUGUCAGACCUCAUCGAACGCAACGUGGAGAGCAAAAACCACCCCAAACUGCUCCUUCGCAGAACGGAAUCUGUGGCGGAAAAGAUGCUGACGAAUUGGUUUGCCUUUUUGCUACACAAAUUUCUCAAGGAGUGCGCUGGCGAGCCUCUCUUCAUGCUGUUCUGUGCCAUCAAACAGCAAAUGGAGAAGGGACCAAUAGAUGCCAUCACUGGAGAAGCGCGUUAUUCCCUCAGCGAGGACAAGCUCAUUCGACAGCAGAUUGAAUACAAGACUCUGACGCUGAGCUGCGUAAACCCAGACAACGAGAACAGCCCAGAAAUCUCUGUCAAGGUGCUCAACUGUGACACCAUUACCCAGGUAAAGGAGAAGAUCCUGGAUGCGGUGUACAAGAAUAUGCCCUACUCACAGCGCCCACGAGCUGCAGACAUGGAUCUAGAGUGGCGUCAGGGCAGGACAGCUCGCGUGGUCUUACAGGAUGAGGACAUCACCACUAAAAUAGAUAGUGACUGGAAAAGGCUCAACACACUCAUGCACUACCAGGUGUCUGAACGAUGUGUGGUAGCCUUGGUUCCCAAACAAAUGUCAUCUUUCAACAUUCCUUCUUCCGCCAGCUUCCCACGCAGCAUCAGCAGAUAUGGUAUGGAUGUGCCCUUUCGCUCCACUCCUACCAGCCCUGACAGCCCCCACUCCCGCGUGCCCAUGCUCACGCCAGACCUGGAAAGUGGGGUCAAGGUCUGGCACCUAGUAAAGAACCACGAUCAUGGGGACCAGAAGGAGGGGGAACGUGGCAGCAAGAUGGUGUCAGAGAUCUACCUGACGAGGCUACUAGCAACAAAGGGAACGCUGCAGAAGUUUGUGGACGACCUGUUUGAGACUCUCUUCAGUACCGUGUGUCGGGGCACCGCGCUGCCUCUCGCAAUCAAAUACAUGUUUGACUUCCUGGAUGAGCAGGCUGACAGACAUGGCAUCAAUGACAUGGAUGUUCGACACACAUGGAAGAGCAACUGCCUGCCACUGCGUUUCUGGGUAAAUGUGAUCAAGAAUCCCCAGUUUGUGUUUGAUAUCCAUAAAAGCAGCAUCACGGACGCCUGUCUGUCUGUGGUGGCCCAAACAUUUAUGGACUCCUGCUCGACAUCUGAACACCGCCUCGGCAAAGACUCACCGUCCACCAAACUACUCUAUGCCAAGGACAUCCCGCAUUAUAAAAGCUGGGUAGAAAGGUACUAUGCUGACAUCAACCGCCUGCCGGCCAUCAGCGAUCAGGAUAUGAAUGCCUAUCUGGCUGAACAGGCUCGUCUUCACUCCAGUGAGUUCAAUGUGCUCAGUGCCCUCCAUGAAAUCUACGCUUACGUCAGCAAGUACAGCCAAGAGAUAAUUGAGGCACUGGAGCAGGAUGAACAGGCACAGAAGCAGAAACUGGCAUAUAAAGUGGAGCAGAUCAUCUCAGUCAUGUCUACAGAGAGCUGAGAUGUUCAAGGACUCGCCUACAGUAUACAUGCGCAUACGUAUGUAUUUACGUAGUACAUUUGUGCACGUUCAAUCACAUACAGUACAGAUACACAGAGAAGUAAUGGACCUAACGUAACACAGAUGCAAGCAGACAAUGCACGUACACAAACCACAGCGCACAUCAAACAGCAGAUUGUCCCAAAGCUCGACUUAUGAAUCCAGUGUCAGUGUUUUUUUCUGAAGAAACUCCAACAGGCAAACAUCCAACUUCUAAAACGCUCGUACAGAGCAAGAGGGAAAGGAUUUGGGCCAUCACGGUUGCUGAAUUUGCCACCAAUUCAUUCCUCCUGGGAAAUGGUUUGUCUUUGUAGUUUGUGCUUAUACUAAAUGUGUGUCUGGCAUGGCUGGAGCCCUGAAAAGAACAGCACUUAAUAAAGACUGACUCAACUUGAAAAGUCACUGAAGGAGCUCGACAAAGACAGAAGCCAAUUUAAUGGCACAGCACAUGUGGCGAGACAAGGCUCAAAGUACUUUUUAUAUGUCAAAGAUGAAGGACACUUAUUGCAAACUACAUAUCACAAGCUUGGAGUGACAUUGCCAUUUGGAGCUAUUUGAAGCAAAGGUGUGUAACUUAGUAUUGUUAAGCCUUUUCUUCUGGCCUUCUAAAGGUGUAAAAGCAGUAACUAAAGACUCCGACAUUGUUACUUCUCAUUUCCUCACUUGAAACUCCUUGCCAUGAGUUAUUUUUGUUAACAGUUAGAAAGGUGGGGAUUUUCCAAAAUCCGCCAUGGACUGGACUCUGUAAACUGCAUCUGUCUCUUCAAUAAUCCCACACUGAGGGAGCAUUACUGUACCUUUAACUCUGAAAUAUAUGUUGAGGUACAGUAUUUCUAGACCCCACCCCUGGCUUUUUGUGCCAAAUAUAUGUCUCAUGUUUCAUUCAUUUUAAAUGGUUCUGUAGAGGCCAUUAAUAAUACAUGCCACUGUACGGAAAAGAUCCCAUUUAGGAUAGGGAGUUUUGUACAGUGGUGAUAUAUAGACCACUAAUUCAGCCAUUCAAAGAUAAGUGGAGACCAAAUUGAACUUUAGCAGAAAGCAUGAUUAAUGAUGCUAGAAGCCUGAUCAUGAAUCAGAUUAGCCUAACCCUGGCCAUCAGUGCCACUCCCCCUCCUCCCCUGUCUCAUCAGUCAUUGUUUACAUCGAGCGAUACUUGAAAUGCACCAAGUGUAUGAUAUUAAGAACACCUGCUGCUUCUGAGAAGUAAUCUGUUUAGAUUAAGUAAGAUGAAGGCUUUGAUGCCUCGUUGAUUUUCCCAAUAAAUCCACUUUGAACAUUACCUGGAACUUGCAGGAAACAAGCUGAAGAAGAAAUUUUAACCCUGGAGACCUGGAGAUGUAAGAAGCUGCAGCUCAGCAUGGAGCAGGUGUUUCUUAUAUUUAGUACAGAGAGAGGAUAUACUAGAGGUGAUAUAUGUGUUUGGAUCAGCAACUGGUCCUUGUAAAGUCUUGCUCUGCUUUGUUUUCUUUACUGUUAGUCUUACAUUCAGCGUACAUUUUGCCAGACAGCUGUUUGUCUCCUUGCUGCUGUAUUUGUAGAGUGCCAUAUCAAAAUUUUUUUGAUUAUCAUGAUGAAAAAAGUCGAUGGAAUCCCAUUAAUUCAGGAUUUUAAUUUUGAUUACUCUUUCCAUCCACUGAAACUCUCUAUCCACUUCCUUUUGGAACACCUUUUUAAAAACAUUUCAGUAUUAGUGGGGUUAACAUACACCCUACCGGACCUUAAAUCUAGUUAACCCAGUAGAACAAGAUCAAUUAAAAUAAUCAAUGCAUUUCCUGAUAAAUGUUGCAAUGUGACUCAAAAAGACUCAUUUCAUAUGUGGUAUGAUCAUAAUUUAUAAAUGUGUUGUGCAAUAAACUGUCAGAUGUUUAAACUGUAAUGUUUUUUAACUAUAUAUUAUUGUAUAAAUACUGUACAUAAAGAACACUCCUAUUUUGCGAGGAAAAAAUUCACUUUGUACCGUUGUUAUACAUUAAAUUCGCAGGUGAUGAGAAAAAA
Molecule: messenger RNA, 8186 nt
Organism: Betta splendens (Siamese fighting fish)
Lineage: Eukaryota; Metazoa; Chordata; Actinopteri; Anabantiformes; Osphronemidae
Product: plexin-A2-like
Exons: 32
Coding region: 417-6152 (1911 amino acids)
Biological process (GO): positive regulation of axonogenesis; regulation of GTPase activity; negative regulation of cell adhesion
Cellular component (GO): semaphorin receptor complex
Molecular function (GO): semaphorin receptor activity; protein binding
Source: RefSeq, a predicted model, not a curated record